AUGGAUGAGAGAAGCAUGUCAGGCUUUUGUAUUAGAACUGGAAGCUGUGUUCGUAGUGGCAGUACCACUUCUGGCACAAAAUGUGGGCGUUGGAAUCCAACUAACGAACAAGUUAAGGUUCUGACUGAACUUUUCAGUUCAGGACUUCGAACUCCAAGCACUGAUCAGAUUCAGAAAAUCUCUACUCAGCUUAGUUUUUACGGCAAGAUUGAGAGCAAAAAUGUUUUCUAUUGGUUUCAAAAUCAUAAGGCUAGGGAAAGACAGAAGCGUCGUCGAAAGGUUUCGUCCUCAGAUGAUGAUGACGAUAACAGUAUUCGUCGAGAAAAUACUACGUCCAGAAAUUCUUCUUCACCAAAUUUUGCUCAGCUAUAUCAGGUUUCUGAGCCUAAGAGGGUGAUUGAGACACUUGAGCUUUUUCCCUUGAACUCAUUUGGUGAAUCAGGAUCAAAGAAUUUGAGGAACUAUACAAAUGAAUGCAGGGAUAGUAGUAAUAAUAAUAUGUUUUCAUACACAAUGAGGGAACAAAUGGAUCAUCCACCAUUAGAUCUAUGUUUAAGUUUUAUGUAA
Molecule: messenger RNA, 567 nt
Organism: Lathyrus sativus (Indian pea)
Lineage: Eukaryota; Viridiplantae; Streptophyta; Magnoliopsida; Fabales; Fabaceae
Source: the annotation of a GenBank genome assembly